Protopterus annectens (West African lungfish) is the source of this 3778-nucleotide messenger RNA. RefSeq names its product zinc finger protein 740 (gene ZNF740). The record is from RefSeq and is a predicted model, not a curated record. The transcript is spliced from 10 exons. Gene Ontology annotation, molecular function: DNA-binding transcription factor activity, RNA polymerase II-specific; RNA polymerase II cis-regulatory region sequence-specific DNA binding. Gene Ontology annotation, biological process: regulation of transcription by RNA polymerase II. Lineage: Eukaryota; Metazoa; Chordata; Ceratodontiformes; Protopteridae. Gene Ontology annotation, cellular component: nucleus. The coding region runs from base 422 to 1288 and encodes 288 amino acids.
GUUUCCGGUCUGGGUAGCUUGUGUUGGUAAACUUUGUGAAAGCAAGGUGGAAUUAGGGAUAAUUGGAGCAUUGCUGUAGUGAGAUGAUGCACUGUUGCCUGGAGUCCUUCUGCCAGAUCAAGGAUGUGAGUGAAGAUGCCACUGCUUUUGGGAAAAGUGUUGGUGCGGGAGUCUUGCCAUUAGGGCAGUGAAUCAGAGUGUUUCUGCCAGGAUUCCUCUUGUUGGAUUGCGGACACAAUUGAAGAUAUUUUUCUCAUUGUAGUAUUUUGAGUGACUGUCUCCAUCUGUGCAAGGCAUUCUUCAACUGGGCUUUUACCAGAUGACUUGGCCAGCUGGAAUAUUACUUCAAGCCAACUCCCCUGCAUCAGGGUGAAUAGCUGUUGCAGAUAAAAGAAAUUUUCGUAGGCUGCAGUGCUUAAGAAUGUCACUUUUACAAAACAGUGUGGUGGGUUUAUUGGGCUGUGGAGCCUUAUCCAGUGCCUGUCUAGCAGAGGCUGCUAACAGUAAAAAAAUGAAUGCCCUGGGUGUCGAACCUAGCACUCGGACAGAAAGUAAAGAUGGCCUAGAUAAGCAAAUCUCUCUGCCUACAGUACCAGCAGCAGCACAGACAUUGAAUCAAGUUUUUAAGAAAGAGAAAGAUGAAGAGGAAGCUGAUGAAGGCAAGAAGCUGUCAUGUGACUCUGUAGAGCAGCUUUCUAAAAAGAUUAGUAAAAGGGUUCUACUGAUUGAAGAGAAUGGGGCUUAUCCUCUCAGAGUUCCAAAAAAUUUCAUUUGUGAACAUUGCUAUGGUGCAUUUAGAAGUAGCUAUCAUCUGAAAAGGCACAUUUUCACCCACACAGGUGAAAAACCAUUUCCAUGUGAUGUGUGUGACAUGAGGUUUAUCCAGAAGUAUCACCUAGAGAGACAUAAACGAGUACACAGUGGAGAGAAACCAUAUGAGUGUGAUCGCUGCCAUCAGGAUGUGGUGGUUGAGAAAAGACCUGACUAUCUGAAAGAACCGAAGAACUUCAUUUGUGAGCACUGCUAUGGUGCCUUCAGUAGCAGCUAUCAUUUGAAGAGACACAUUUUUACACAUACAGGUGAAAAACCAUUUCAGUGUGAUGUGUGUGACACAAAGUUUACUCAGAAGUACCACUUAGAGAGGCAUAAACGAAUCCACACAGGGGAAAAGCCUUUCUUCUGUGACAGAUGCCGGCAGAAUUUUGCCAGAACAGAUCGACUGCAAAAACACAGAAGGUCAUGUCAGGGCAUCGAGGUUAACGUGCCUGAUACUCAUCCCCUACUCUGAGGAAGGGUAAUACGCUUCAGCAUGAACAGUUCUCCUGUGACACUUCCAAAAAACAAGGACAUGAAACACAAAGGUCAAGCACUGGAGAAUCAUGGAUGCAAGAUCUUUAAGACUUAACUCUUCAUAUGACUGAUCUUUUGCAUUCGUUUCUUUCUGGAUAUAAAUUUCCUUUGUUUUUGGAAGAUAUUUCAUGGAAAGUUUUCCUGCAAAAAAGCAGUAGUACAGAGCAUAACACAGAGUAUAGCUUUAGGUGAAUCUGAACUGCAGAACCUGGUAUGUUUCAAAGCCACUAGUUAGAAAAGUAAUGUAUGCUCUUGCAGUAAAAUACAAAAAGUGGACCUUACUUCUAGGAGACCUGUGCAUUGAUUGGAAGGCUUGAUUACAUCCUUCUAAUGCCUGGUUUCUCACUUUUUGUGGUUCAAGGCAUACAUGCCCUUUUACCCUGCACAUAGCAUCUGUGAACCCAGAUUACAGGAUGUCCGUUACUUAAAAUGCACAUAUUUAGUUUCAGCAAACUCAUUCUGUACAUUAACUUUUUAGUCGGGGUCUUAGUCAUCUAGCAAAGCUUGGUGGUCUGGCAGGAUUCCCACGCCCUUUUGUGGUAUUUGGCUGUUAGGGUUCAUUAGUCUGAUUUCAGAUGUAGUGGAAUUACCUAAUUUUUUUUUCUCACUUAAAUCCAUAAAAAAAGAUAUCUGCAGUAGGCAGAUCAUGCCGGAGCACCUUUUCCUGAAAAAAAAAUAAUACUGUACAGGGAAGUACUGUGUUGUAUAUACCUGUGACCAUAUGCAAGGUUUAGCAGUGCUGCCAAACUGCAGUGCUAUGAAAAUCUCUCCAUACCAUUAUUUUGUAAGAUAAAAAGACUAAAUUGGAGAGGAAACAGUCCAGAAAGAUUUUUUUUGUCAAGAGCAGAUAGAGGACCCCUGUUGGUGAAGACCAUAGCCGGCCUUAGGCAUAGGCCAACUAGGCAGCCGCCUAGGGUGCUGGUGUAGCAGAGGCACUUUUUCAGUAGUCUGGAUGGUGUAUGUAGACCAGGAUGGGGACACUGGGGCGCUGUGGAGCCCUUUUGCCUAGGGCACCAGUUGACCAAAGGCCGGUCCCGGUGAAGACUUAACAGUCCAGAUUAAGUACCAGGGACCUUUAGGCUCAAUGGAAUCCUGUGUUUCCUCCCAAAGUCUUUCAGAAGAUAUAGAGGAGUAAGCAAACUGAGAAAGUCUCCUGAGAGUAUGAUUGUGAACGAUAUAGUGGUGAAGGAGUGUUGUGAGCUGAGUCCAAUGUUUGUGUCUGUCAGUGAUGAAACCUAAGGCUGUAGUUUGAAGAUGUCAGCCUGGGGACCUCAUUAUGGUACUGACACAUUGAAACGGUUCCCAUUGUAGGGAUGGCAAAGAAAAAAAUCUUUCCUGGAAAAUGCCUGUCCUAUGAAAGAUAAAUGGACUGUGACAGCAUGCCCAUUUCUCAAGUAGUUAUGGGACCUUUGUCAGUGGAGAAGUAUUCUUUUACUCCCAUUCUCUAUCUGUCUGUCUGUCCUGGAAUUCAUAAUAUGAGUAAGCUGGACUCAGGCUCUUCAAGCAGUUGAUGUGGUCCCUGGCUGCUACCUUUAUCAGUUGGCCAAAUAACUGUCUCAGGAAAAAAAAAAAGAUGGAAGCCAUCCUCCCUGUAUGGAGGGACUUGAAUGAAAUUUUCUCAGCUAUUUUACUUUGCUGUUUGUUAUUUUGGGCAGUUGAUAAGUAGAUUUUUUUAUUAUCUAAUCUUGAUGUGUUUUCUUUUGCAAAUAAAAAAGGUAGAGUACUUGGGAGCCUGUCAGUCUGCUGAACAGACUGUUUUCAAAUGCCAUUUGGUCAUAUAUUAGUGGCCAAAAGUGGCUUUUGGUGAUUAUUGAGGUUGCACUUUUCCCCCCUCGGUUUUGCGACCAUGGAAUUGGAAUAUAUAAGCUGGAUGUGAAAGCCUUCCUGCACAUGGUGGUGCAGGGGGAUGGGCUUGAAAAAAGCUUUUUGCCUUUUUGGCCAUUAGUUUUCAACCAAGUGACAUUCAAAAAAUUGCAUUUACUUGUGAGAGUGUUUUAAAGGGUGUAACUAAAGGUGAAGUGUGUUUUUGAGUAAGACAUAGUUGCUUAAUUCUCUGAGGUCUUGCUGACUAUUUCAUUUUCAGGAAGGAAUCCAUGUGCAUAUGUGGUUUAUAUAAUAUAUUUGGUUUGUCUAAUUUGUAAUGGCGACAUAACAUCGACACAAUGCUGGAAGCCCAGAACAGCAUAGCACACUGAAUCCCAAAUGUCCCUAGUACUGCAGACCCACAAACAAGGUGUAAUAUGGAUCAAAAGAGGGAGAGGCAAGUCCAGGAGUUCGACCUACUAUGUUUCUGGCAUUGUGAGUGUCGAUGUUAUGUCGGCAUUAGCAGUUUCUGUACAGGUCACGUCAAGCAUCUGACAGACAACCUAUAUAUUUCUAUCUCUGUGUACAUGUGUAAUAUAUAUGUCCAAUAUAUAUGUUCACACAC